Messenger RNA from Bipolaris victoriae FI3, 156 nucleotides. RefSeq lists its product as hypothetical. The record is from RefSeq and is a predicted model, not a curated record. Lineage: Eukaryota; Fungi; Ascomycota; Dothideomycetes; Pleosporales; Pleosporaceae. Bases 1 to 156 code for a protein of 51 amino acids. The transcript has a single exon.
AUGGUCGCCCAAUGGCUGGUCGAUGUCAGUGGAGUCGACAAGGCGCUUCUCGCGCCUGCUAUCCGUCCCUCGACCAACAUCCAGCAAGCUCGGUUCGCCGCCAUUGUGGGUGUAUGUGGCCGCUCAAUUGAGAAGAUGGCAGACGUCAGGGGGUAA